GCGCGCGCACAGCCGUUGUGGACACACACUGCUCGUGUUGUUGUGGUUCCAGCGAUCCACGUGAGCACCGAGCAGCGCUUCCUACUGGCUCGCGCGGGACAAGAGGAGACGAAGAGGCUGCGGAGAACUGACAAACUGUUACAAAACCCAGAGACGGAACGACGCCAGCUGAAGCUGUCACACACGCGAUAAGCUUUUUAGCGUUUUUACCGAGACAGACGGGCCGAGGCGUCAGUCAAAGCUCCGCAUGCCCGAGGGUGGCGUGUUUCCAGUGUGGAGGGGGAUUGGGGUCAGUAGUGGCGCCGGAGGCGGGUGGAGCCAGGGCUGGGGACGCUCCUUGCGAUGGGAACCUGCCAGUCCAGGACAAGGGGCCUGGAUCCCGGUAUUUGACUACCCUGUUUGGGGUGUCCUCUGUCGUGGGGGACACGCCAGGCUCAGGGAGGUUUGUCAGAGAGGGAGGAGUGCCAUCAGACUGCCCACAGACAUGCUCAGCAUCAAACUUCCCCAGCUCUUUGACAUCAAUCAGGUCCCCAAGGUGUUCAGGGAGGAGAGCAUCAUCUCUGGAUACCGUCACCCACGGAGCUCAGCGCUGGACUGCGUCCUCAGCAGCUUCCAGAUGAACAACGAGACGAUUAACAUCUGGACCCACUUCCUACCAACGUGGUACUUCCUGUGGCGUUUCUGUGUCCUGUGCUCCGCUAUGAACUUCCUGACCGACAGCUACACCUGGCCCCUUCUGGUGUACAUGCUGCUCGUCUGCGUAUACCCCUUCACAUCCAGCUGUGCACACACCUUCAGCACCAUGUCCCCAGAGUCUCGUCACAUCUGCUACUUCUUUGAUUACGGAGCUCUCAGCCUCUACAGUCUUGGUUGUGCCAUAAGCUAUGGAAACUACGUCAUUCCAGACUGCUGGGUGAACAGCUGGUUCCAUCAACACUUUGUCCUCAUUGCCAUUGGAAACACACUGUUCUGUACCAGUCUCUCCUGCUAUUCCAGGUUCCUAGAGCUGCAGUUCCCACAGAGAAGUAAAGUUCUAAGGACAGGAGCGUUUGUCCUUCCUUUUAUAUUUGACACUGUUCCUCUGUUUUACAGGAUCCUUCUCUGCAUCGGGGGAAGCUGCAGCCUGAGCGACGCCUUGUCCAAUUACUGUUACCACCUCCUCUUUGCCGUCCUCACCUGCUUCCUGUUUACCGCCCACUUCCCCGAGAGGUUGGCCCCAGGACGCUUCGACUAUUUUGGCCACAGCCACCAGCUCUUCCACAUCAGCGCUGUGGUGGGGACCCACUUCCAGAUGGAGGGCGUGAUGGCCGACAUGAUGUCACGGCGGGCGUGGCUCCUGGCCCACGGAGCGAUGCCCUCCUUCCUGGGGACCCUCGGGGUGCUGGUUGCCAGCCUCGUCCUCAACCUGGGUAUCAUCGGCAUUUUCAGCGCCCCGCUGCUGUGGAAAUCCUGCCGCAGCUCCAACCAGCCACACACAUCGAGGUGCGAGUGCAAGGAGAAGUGAGGGCGGAUUUUCCACCCACCAACAGCCACAAAGUGACUCAUUCACUUUCCAAAGGAAAGGUUUGAGAUGACUAUUAACAGUUUAAUACUAAUAGUUUUAUAAUUCAGAGAUAAAGAUUUUGAUACAUCAUGUUCAGGGCUAAAAGAUUUCUCUAACACAGUUAUACACCUGGAGUAUUUGUUCAUGUGUUAACUCGGCGCCUAAAGACCCAGUUACAUUCAUUGAAGCCUUUUUCUGAUGGUGUAUUAAGCUAAUAUGUGAGAAAACAUGUCUACCUUGUACGAAUUGUCUGUUUAAUUUAUUUUUAACAAUCCUCAAAAUUUAUUGUAGACCCACACUUCAUAUAGGAUGUUUACAGUAGAUCACUACAAGUUUAAAUCUCAAACUGGAAACAUCUAAUGUUGCAGUCGCAGGGAUAAUAUUUUGAUUUGAUAAUGAUUUUUUUUGCCUGUACUGGGCCAGAAUCUCCUUUACUCUAUUAAGGAUUCAUUUUUUUAACUGGAAUACUUGGUUAGUGUGGUUGUUCUAUGUAUAAAAAUUUCCUCAGCGUAGACAACCGACACAUAACUCUACAUAAUAUAAUGCAGGUAGUGUUGGCGGCUCUUACAUUUCCACCUAUUGAUUCCACUCCGCCGGCCCGGAAUUGAUUUGCAGGUCCUGUGGUUCUUCUUUUCUGAUUGCCUGGCUUACUAUAAACCCCACAAUCUGCCCUCAGCAUAAAAAAGAAAUGUUGCAGCGCGGCAGUGAUUAAAAGACAGGUAACAUUUUUACAACAGUAUGUUUCCCGGGCAACGCUAGAGUGGACCCUGAAGGUCUUGAACAAUUUUACUUUUCUGAGCAAACGGCAUUAUUAUUUUCUUUUUCCACCAUCACGUAUCACAAGAUCUAUUCUGAACAUUUAUAUGCAAGUCCAGUCAAAUUUCCAACACCUGCGGUUUAUAGCUAAAGAGUAAAGAAUUAAGACACAGAGGCAACAAGUACAUGUAGUCAUUACAGGAGAAAAAAAGGGUUCUUGGAACAUUAUGUUCUAGGAACUGCAAAAAUCUCUCUGGUCAGAAAGAGCCUAGCUUAGUUUGGGGUCGUAUUAACAUGGUAGCACUGUGGUUUUGUAGUGCUGUGGUGCACUUACAGUAAAACAAAGCAGUAACACUCCUUAGAUACUUUGGUUAUCUUGUUGUCUCAUGAGAAUGUUAUUUACCACUGAAAUAAUAAUUAUAUAUUUAUAGAAUCUAUUAUAUCUAUUGCUCAUUUUAGGUGCAUAAGCGGUAAUGAAGAAAAGGGUUUUUCUUUUUGGAGGAAGUGCCAUGGUUUAAGUUACUAAUGUUCUCAAUAAAUCAACACUUUUAUCAAGCUUUGUUUUCUUACAACAAGUGAAAACAAAGUACAGACAGAUUAUUUCAAUAGCUCUCCAAUUUAAGUCAAGUUUUUUCAAGAAAACACCUGUCUGGAACUGAAAUGAUUAAUUUAUUAAUCAAUUAGUCAACUUUUUUUUGAUAUUAGAUUAAUCCUUUGAGUAAUGUUUUUAGGCUAAAAUUCCAAACAUUUUAAACGUGCAUAUGUUUCGGCUUUUCUCUUUUUUGUUCAUUGUAAAUUCAAUAUCUUGAGUUUUUGGCCCUCUUCAAUGAAAUACGGGAAGCAGUUAUUAUUCCAAUAUAUUUUUAUAGAAAAACAAUUGAUUAAAUGAGAAAAAGAUGGCAGAUUAAUAGAUAAUAAAAUUGAUUGAUUUCACGAUUCUGAAAAACGAGUUCAAUUCAAAUGAUCUAAUUCACUUGUUUUAAGUAAAUAAAAUUACAAAUGAAUUGAUAAAUUGAAUAAAUUUGACAAUUCAAUAAUAUACAUAUGUAAAGCCAUAGCAGGACUGUGUAUGCAGCCUAUGUUUCAGAGACUUGACGAAGAAGAAUUGCUUUAUAGGUUUAAUGGGAGAUAGGGGGUCGCACUACUAAACAUCUCUGUUAAAGCACUGACAUAACGCAGGUACAGAGUCUAACUAUAAUCCUUUUACUUGACAAACGGUUUGAAAGACUCAUUUGUGUAAAUAAGUUGGAAAGCAUAUAUGGCAGACACACACACACACACACACACACGCACAUACAUAUAUAUAUAUAUAUAUAUAUAUAUAUAUAUAUAUAUAUAUAUUAAUUUAGACUUGGUUUUACCACUAACACCGGAUUUGAUCACAUCACUCACAGGAAGCACGUAGCUAACACACAUACACACGCCUUUAAGCUGCGUUGGUAGUGAGUUUAAUAAGAAGGGAAAAUGUACGUGAUAUGAUGGGAUAAUGAGAUGUGGUACAGGUCCAUGUUGGAUGCUGAAGUAGAAAUGUCGGACGCAGAGGGAAUGUGUAGAAUCCCAAAGAGCACAAACACACACACACUUUUGCAUCAGAGCAAUUUUUUCCAAGGUUAGUGUGCAGACUAGAAAAGUCUCUUUGCUUUUUAUGUUGCAGACGAAACGGAGCAGUAAUUUCCCUUAAUGUUUCUGUAUCCUCUCCACCCCUGCCGAGCGCUGAUUGUUGUUUUUUAAUUUUUUUCCCUCUCCAGUCAUCAUCUUACAGCGUUCCUCGGUUUGACCCUGUUGAAUCUUGGAAUUGCAUCAUUGUUGUCGUGGUACUUUCCUAUUGAGGCAAACUAGUUUGGAAAUCCUUUUUUUCUGUUGUUUUCUCUUUUUUGUCUACUUUCAUCUCGUUCAUUCUCAGCCGUUUGGUGCCUGCACUGUUUUACAGCAGUUUGACGGUUAUGAAGCUCAGAGAUGCUGAUCGCCGAGGCUUCCACAGGAAAUAGAUCAAUGCGGAUGUUGCUUUUCUUUAUUGUGUUUUUACAAUUAUUUUUGACCAAAUUAUGAUUUUCAAGCCUAGAUAUUCUCCAUACCAGUUCCCUUUUACUUUUCAUAUAAACCAUGUUGGUUUACCCCUCAGUGGACAAGCAGAUUCAGGUUGUAAUUAUCAGGAAAACUGGGAACCUUUCUCAUGAAGCCUUUCAAAAACAGAAAGUGUAUUGAAGGAUGUUUUGAAAAUAUGAAAUCGAGAGCAAAGACGAGUGCGGGAUGAACCAUUUGAAACCACAAGAAUACAAUACAAAGUUGGGUGCCUUUUUAUUUUUCAUACAACCUGUCUUUUGAUAUAAUGCUUGGUGUGUUCCUUGUCUUUAAAAAAAAAAA
Molecule: messenger RNA, 4663 nt
Organism: Etheostoma cragini (Arkansas darter)
Lineage: Eukaryota; Metazoa; Chordata; Actinopteri; Perciformes; Percidae
Gene: paqr6
Product: progestin and adipoQ receptor family member VI
Exons: 8
Coding region: 248-1504 (418 amino acids)
Cellular component (GO): membrane
Molecular function (GO): signaling receptor activity
Source: RefSeq, a predicted model, not a curated record